AUGUCCAGUGACGGAGACGCCACCGCCACUAACAACAGCAACAACAGUAGCAACGCCAACAACGUGAACCUCCAGAUGCAGCUCCAGCUCCAGAACCAACGCGCCCAGAUGCAGCAGCAGCAACUGGCGCUCCACGCGUUUUGGCAGCACCAGAUCCACGACAUUUCGCAGAUCGAUCCCAAUGCUUUUGACUUUAAGACGCACCAGCUGCCCCUUGCGCGGAUCAAGAAGAUCAUGAAGACGGACGAGGACGUGCGGAUGAUUAGCGCGGAAGCGCCCGUGCUGUUUGCCAAGGCCUGUGAGAUGUUCAUCCUCGAGCUGAGUCUCCGAGCGUGGAUCCACACGGAAGAGAACAAACGCCGCACGUUGCAGCGCAACGAUAUUGCCAUGGCGAUCACCAAGACGGACGUGUUUGACUUUCUUAUUGAUAUUGUCCCGCGGGAUGACAUCAAGCCGGCGAAGAAGGGACCCGUGGAUCCUCAGGCAGUGUACCAGCAGCAGCUGCAGCAGCAACAAGCUGCAAUGCUGCAACAAUUGUUACAGACGCAGCAGAGCGGGGCUAUGGCUGGUGGCAUGCAAUGGCCGGCACAACACUUGCAGCAGCAGAUGUUGCAGCAGUACCAGCGGAUGCAGAACAUGCAGCAGAACGCAACAGAAGCGACGGGUGGACCUUCGACGCCGUCGAACGGAGUGCUGCCGAACUUGUCGCCGUCAGAAAGUGAGGCUGCUGGCCAGUCCGAAGCUAAUGCGACCUCUGGAGAGUCGACGUCUGAUCAGCUCUCACUGAACCAACGGAGCGUCGACGUAUAA
Peronospora matthiolae is the source of this 810-nucleotide messenger RNA. NCBI's taxonomy places the organism in Eukaryota, Oomycota, Peronosporomycetes, Peronosporales, Peronosporaceae. The record is from the annotation of a GenBank genome assembly.